This is a messenger RNA of Trichomonas vaginalis G3, 1230 nucleotides long. RefSeq names its product succinyl-CoA synthetase beta-subunit. The transcript has a single exon. Gene Ontology annotation, cellular component: mitochondrion; succinate-CoA ligase complex. NCBI's taxonomy places the organism in Eukaryota, Parabasalia, Trichomonadida, Trichomonadidae. Gene Ontology annotation, molecular function: ATP binding; succinate-CoA ligase (ADP-forming) activity. Gene Ontology annotation, biological process: tricarboxylic acid cycle; succinyl-CoA metabolic process. Bases 1 to 1230 code for a protein of 409 amino acids. The record is from RefSeq and is a predicted model, not a curated record.
AUGCUUUCCAACGGAAGCUUUGCCCGUAACUUCAACAUCCUUGAAUGGCAAUCCAAGGAAAUCUGCGCCAAAUUCAACGUUGCUGCUGGUAUCAACCUUGUUGCUCGCACACCAGAAGAGGCUGCUGCUGCAUUCAAGAAGAUGGGACUCCCAGCCGCCGUCAUCAAGGCUCAGGUCUACUGCGGUGGCCGUGGCAAGGGCCAUUGGAAGGAAACAGGCUUCAAGUCUGGCGUUCACUUCGUAAAGUCCGCCGAUGAGGCCGCCAAGAUCGCUAAGGAGAUGCUUGGCCACCACCUUGUUACAAAGCAGACAGGCGCUGAUGGUCUCCUCUGCCAGGCUGUCAUGCUCUCCGACCCAGUCGAAGUUAAGCGUGAACUCUACUUCGCUAUCCUUCUCGACCGCCAGACACAGUCUCCAGUCGUCAUCGCCUCCACAGAGGGUGGUGUCGAAAUUGAAGAAGUCGCUGCCAAGCACCCAGAGAAGAUCCUCAAGUUCCAGCUCGAUGGUGUUGAGGGCAUCACACGCGAUGUUGCUGUUAACAUCUCCAAGCAACUCGGUCUCACAGGCAAGGCUUACGAGAACGGUAUUGAGGAAAUGCAGAAGCUUUGGAAGCUCUUCGUUGGCUCCGAUGCUACACAGGUCGAAGUUAACCCACUCGCCGAGACAACAGAUGGCCGCAUCAUCACAGUCGACUCCAAGUUCAACUUCGAUGACUCCGCUCACUACCGCCAGAAGCAGAUCUUCGGCUAUCGUGACCUCAAGCAAGUCAACCCAUUCGAAAUCCGCGCUGAGAAGUACGGUCUUAACUACGUCCCACUCGAUGGUAACGUCGCUUGCCUCGUUAACGGUGCUGGCCUUGCUAUGGCUACAAUGGAUGUCAUCAAACUUGCCGGUGGUGAUCCAGCUAACUUCCUCGAUCUCGGUGGUGGUGCUUCUGAAGCUGCCGUUACAGAGGGCUUCACAAUCAUCUCAUCUCAGUCACACGUAAAGGCUAUCCUCGUCAACAUCUUCGGUGGUAUCGUCCGCUGCGACAUGGUCGCUGCUGGUGUCAUCGCCGCCUUCAAGAAGGUUGGCCUCAAGGUCCCACUCGUUGUCCGCCUCGAGGGUACAAACGUCGAUGCCGGUAAGAAGCUCAUCCGCGAAUCCGGCCUCCCAAUCAUCCCAGCUGACAACCUUACAGACGCUGGUAUCAAGGCUGUCAAGGCUGCUAACGGUGAGAAGCUCAUCUAA